CGCCCCCACGGGAGGCUCCGGCAGUGCCUCGCACCUCAGCGCUCGGACGGGACUGCGAGGGGAGCUGGUCCCAGCCUGAAGCGCAGCAGCACCGAGCCAGCCCCGGGCCUUGAACCCCUUUAACCCGCCGCCGCCCAGGCUCGCUCUCCCCUCCCCCCGGUCUUGUCCCUCCAGCAGCUCGGGCCGCCGCCGCCGCCAUGGUGAAAGUGUCGUUUAACUCCGCCUUGGCGCAGAAGGAGGCAGCCAAGAAGGACGAGGAGAACAGCCAGGUGCUCAUCCUGGGCCCGGACCCCAAGGACCCUGAAGCUGUGGUGCCUGUUGGACAGAGGAGAGCUUGGUGUUGGUGUAUGUGCUUUGGAGUGGCUUUUAUGCUUGCUGGUGUGAUACUUGGUGGUGCCUAUCUGUACAAAUAUUUUGCAUUCCAGCAAGGUGGUGUGUAUUUCUGUGGAAUAAAAUAUAUUGAAGAUGACUUAACUCUGACUGAGCCUGAUGCACGUGCUCCAGCUGCUCGCUACCAGACAAUUGAGCAAAACGUUCAGAUCCUUGAGGAGGAGGAUGUUGAAUUCAUCAGUGUGCCUGUCCCAGAAUUUGCUGACAGUGAUCCAGCAGACAUUGUUCAUGAUUUCCACCGGAGACUCACAGCCUACCUCGACCUUAGCUUGGAUAAGUGCUACGUGAUUCCUCUAAACACUUCAGUUGUUAUGCCACCAAAAAAUUUCUUGGAGUUGCUGAUCAAUAUAAAGGCUGGAACAUACUUGCCUCAGUCCUAUCUGAUUCAUGAACAGAUGAUUGUUACUGAUCGCAUUGAAAAUGUGGAUCAGUUGGGGUUCUUUAUUUAUCGUCUGUGCCGUGGCAAGGAAACCUAUAAACUACAGCGCAAAGAAACCAUGAAAGGAAUUCAAAAGCGUGAAGCCACCAAUUGCCGAAAGAUUCGACACUUUGAGAAUAGGUUUGCUAUAGAAACACUCAUUUGUGAACAGUAAUGGAGAAUAUUACUGUAACAGAAGACUGAAAGAUUACAGUAUGAUCCCACUUUGUAUUGUGUGCAGUGAUUAUUUUUUAAAAUCUUCUUUUAUGUAAGUAGUGGACAGGGCUUUAUUGCUGAACAUCUUAAACACUUUUCAUCUCAUGAUAAAUUUUAAAUAUGUUUUAGGGGUUUUUCUUAUUUUCAAGUGUGGUGCCCUUUUUAUAUUUGAAUAGCAAUUGUAUAAAGUCUUAGUUACUAGUGCAUUUCAUGUGAUGAAUCUUGAAUACUACGAGGAAGAUAACGUCUCUGAAAUAUCUGCCAGUUUUAAUUAAGUAAAAUUGAAAAGAAUUAUUAAUCUGGAGAAAAAUAUGUACAAAUGGACUGAAAGAACUACUUCUAACUGUAAUAUUCUAAGCUAUAUAGUUUGUUACAGCAUACAGAUAAACAUAUAUUUGAAUUUCUCCUCACUAAAAUGUGCAAUUUGGUUUUUUUAAAUCUUGUCAUAUUUACCUUUUCAAAUUGAUUUCUGACUUGAUGUUUUAAUAUGGCAAGUGUCUGCUGUAACUAUCUUUAGAAAAUGUAAGGAAAUUAAGCAGUAACUUGUUACUAACUUUUAUAUAAUCCAUGUAUGUGCAAUGGAAAAUAAAUCUUACAAACCUGU
Emys orbicularis (European pond turtle) is the source of this 1628-nucleotide messenger RNA. It is a transcript of the gene ITM2B, whose product is annotated as integral membrane protein 2B. Gene Ontology annotation, molecular function: amyloid-beta binding. NCBI's taxonomy places the organism in Eukaryota, Metazoa, Chordata, Testudines, Emydidae. Bases 198 to 983 code for a protein of 261 amino acids. The record is from RefSeq and is a predicted model, not a curated record. Gene Ontology annotation, cellular component: extracellular exosome; plasma membrane; Golgi apparatus. Gene Ontology annotation, biological process: negative regulation of amyloid precursor protein biosynthetic process. The transcript has 6 exons.